Molecule: messenger RNA, 1728 nt
Organism: Rotaria sp. Silwood2
Lineage: Eukaryota; Metazoa; Rotifera; Eurotatoria; Philodinida; Philodinidae
Source: the annotation of a GenBank genome assembly
AUGACAUCAGAAUCUGCUGGAAUUUUAUCAUCACCUGAUCGAUCAAGUUCACCAUCAUUAACAGAACAAAUCAUUCAUGAAUCUUAUACAACAAAUCAGAUAUUUAAUGAUUAUACCGGUGUAAUGUCACAACAGGUACGUUCACCUGGAAAACGACAAUUGACAAUCGAAGAAUCACUUGUAACUACUAAUGAUCCUAAACGUGUUUGUAACAGUAAUAAUUUUCGAGAACAGCUUGAUUUGGAAUUAGUAUCAUCAUCUGCCAUUACAACACCAUCGCCAUCAUUAUCAUCUUCUUCUUCUUCAAGCAUUACUGAUUCUCAAUCAUCUUCACCUUGUACACCACUUUCAGCUGAUGUUCUCAAUUGGCUAUCAAUAUUUUUAGCUAUGUCCAAUGAUGAUCGUAGUCGUGCUACCGAAGCACUUAUACAUACUUGUUCAACGAAUACACUUCAAUUAAAUCAUAUAAAAAAUCAAAUUGAACCAUAUUUUCAACGCGAUUUUAUUCGUGAUCUACCACGAGAAUUAGCAUUACAUGUACUUAAAUAUUUACCAGCAAAUGAUGUUGCACGAGCAUCACGUACAUGCCGAUCUUGGUAUGCAACAUGUAAUGAUAUAUUACUAUGGAAACGUAUAUGUCAUAGAAAAAAAAUUCCAUUAAAACAAUUACCAACUAUAUUUGAUGAUACAAUUGAUAAUCAAUGGAAACGUUCAUAUGCAUGUCAUAAACAUUUAGAAUAUGUAUGGCAACAUGGACAACCAUUACCAGAACCAUUAGUAUUACGUGGUCAUGAAGAUUUUGUUAUAACUUGUUUACAAUUUGAUGGAAAACGUAUUGUAUCAGGUUCAGAUGAUAAUUCAUUAAAGAUUUGGUCAAUUGCUACUGGAAAAUGUGAACAAACAUUAAUAGGACAUAAUGGUGGUGUAUGGUGUAGUGAAAUGACAGAUGAUUUAAUAGUUAGUGGAAGUACAGAUCGAACAAUUCGUGUAUGGAAUAUAAAUACAGGAAUUUGUCAACAUAUUUUAUAUGGACAUACAUCAACAGUACGUUGUUUAGCAUUACAUGGUGAUAUUGUUGUAUCUGGUUCACGUGAUGCUACUGUUCGUGUAUGGAAUAUUCGUACAGGUGAACGUCUUCAUAUGUUAAGUGGUCAUACAGCCGCUGUACGUUGUGUAUGUUACAAUGGAAAAUAUGUAGUAUCAGGUGCAUAUGAUCAUACUAUACGUGUAUGGUUACCUGAUCAAGAACGAUGUGUACAUACACUUGAAGGACAUACAAAUCGAGUUUAUUCUCUUGUCUUUGAUGGUAAACAUAUUGUAUCCGGUUCAUUGGAUUGUAUGAUACGUGUAUGGGAUGUUGAACAAGGCACAUGUAUACAUCAGUUAACGGGACAUUUAUCAUUAACAAGUGGAAUGCAAUUACGUGGAAGUAUACUUGUUUCUGGAAAUGCUGAUUCGACAGUAAAAAUUUGGAAUAUUGAAUCUGGAAAAUGUCUACAUACACUUGCUGGAAGAAAUAAACAUGCAUCAGCAGUGACGUGGGUUCAAGUUGUAAUGAAUUAUGUUGUUAGUUCAGGUGACGAUGGAACUGUUAAAUUAUGGGAUUUAAAUACAGGAGAUUUUAUACGAAAUCUUGUUACACUUGAAUCAGCUGGCAAUGGAGGUAAAAUAAUAUAUAUAUCAAAAAUAAUUAUUAGUUUACGAAAUAUGACUUUGAAGAAGUGUUGA